Messenger RNA from Fusarium keratoplasticum, 1662 nucleotides. RefSeq names its product EamA domain-containing protein. Lineage: Eukaryota; Fungi; Ascomycota; Sordariomycetes; Hypocreales; Nectriaceae. Bases 1 to 1662 code for a protein of 553 amino acids. The transcript has a single exon. The record is from RefSeq and is a predicted model, not a curated record. Gene Ontology annotation, cellular component: membrane.
AUGCCUCGGCGUCAAGACAGCGACCAAGAGGUCCAUCUCCUACAAGGCCACGACAACGAUCGAUUGUCCAUAGACUCAUCCCCCCUGUCCCGCGACGACACCUUAUGCGAACCAGAAACCCGGUCGACCGACAGACAAGGCAGUCCUGGUGCUCCGGGCGCCGCUUCCGAUCUUGACGGCUCGAAACGUCACCAACGCGAUACAAAUACCAACGGCAACGCCAGCCGCGAGUGGCUAGAGUUGGACGACAUGGAUGCGAAUGGCCUCAGCCGUCCAAAGUACCAUCGCCAUGCUGGUGGACGAUCUGGCACUCCUCUGCUUCACAAGGAGGAUGACGAUGACCGCGGCCGCGUCACUCACACUGCGCAUGGCAAUCGAAGGACCAGCCUAGGGUCGGCGAGGUCGAGCGAAGAUGAACGCCCUUAUCAUCGAGAGAUGAUGGAGAGGCCAUCUUUCAGUCGCCGAUCAACUAUGCGCAGCCGUAGCCCUCAGACUGUCGCCGACGCCGCCGAAAGCUCGACGCGCAAGAAGUACACGUAUGCCGCAUUCUUCCUUGUCAUCAGCCUGGUGUCGUUCUGCGUCCAGACAGAACUGAGCGCAUACAUUCAGCAUGAUCUUGGCUGGGACAAGGCGUACUGUAUGAUGUACUUUACCCACGGCUCGUGGAUCGUGCUGUGGCCUGUUCAGCUCCUCAUCCUGCGCUUCCAGAAGCGCGACAUUCCUUGGCCCGUCUUUUGGAAGCGACACAAGCAGCAUCUGCGCACAACCGCCAUCAUGAUCGAGACGCAGACUCUCGACGUUUUUCAUCUUUCCAUCCAGCAUCGCGCGCGCCCCAUUCGUUACAUCAUCCGUUUUACCGUUCUCAUUACCUGCGCGCUGACCGUUGCCGGGCUGAGCUGGUACAUUGCCGUCAGCUUGACGACACCUUCGGAUCUAACCGCCAUUUACAAUUGCUCCGCCUUCUUUGCAUACGUAUUUUCUGUACCACUACUCCACGAACCCCUGCGCCUCGACAAGUCUGUCGCCGUCCUCAUCGCCAUUGCCGGCGUGCUCGUCGUCGCUUAUGGAGAUACCAAGUCGGAGGGCACCAAGGACGUGGAGGCUUCAAACCGCUUUUUUGGAAACAUUGUUAUCGGCGUGGGCUCUGUACUGUACGGCCUUUAUGAGGUCUUGUACAAGCGCUUUGCUUGUCCCCCUGAAGGCGUUUCGCCCGGUCGCGGCAUGAUCUUUGCAAACACGUUUGGCUCUUGCAUCGGCCUUUUCACGCUCACUGUUUUGUGGAUUCCGCUCCCAAUCAUUGACUUCUUGGGCAUUGAGAAGUUUGAGCUGCCAGUUGCUUCAACCUGCUGGUUGAUUCUGUUGGCUGUGCUCAUGAACGCCACUUUCAGUGGCUCAUUCCUUGUUCUCAUCUCUCUCACUUCGCCCGUCCUCUCUUCGGUCGCCGCUCUACUGACCAUCUUCAUUGUUGCCAUCGUGGAUUGGAUGCUCACUGGCGAGCCUCUCAGCUUUGCGGCCAUCCUCGGUGGCGCCAUGAUCGUUGUUGCGUUCCUGGGCCUGACCUGGAGCACUUAUCGAGAGAUGAAGGAACAUGAGGCCAUGAAGCCGAUUGUGGAUCUGUCAGACAGCGAUAGGGACGGCGACAUUGAGAGCGACGAUGAUUAA